AUGUUAAAAAAAGAUGAUCUACCAACUGUUCAAAUAUGGAAUUCUAAUCCAUUACCCAAACCGUAUUCAAGCUCAUUCCUAUCAUUUAAUACCCAAUAUCUUCAAAAUAAGCCCAAUGGUUUACACAUUUUAAAAAAUAAUAAUAAUAAUAUAUUAAAAAUCAUUAAAGAUACUGAAAAUAAAUACAAAGCAAAGAAUAAUAAUCAAUGUAUUCAUUUCAUUUCAGAAAAAGAUUAUUUUGAUAAUGGCUUGAUUGAUGUAAUGAUUGAUAAUAAUAAUAAUAAUAAUAAUAAUAAUAACAAUAUAUUUUUUAUAGAUGAAGAAAGAACAAAUACACAAUGUAGUGAAUGUUUAUCAGGAACUUUGGAAGAUAUUAAAUCAUUUGAUCCAUUGAAAGGGUAUAAAGAAUAUGGUUAUGGUUUAGAUAGUAUUCAAAGUUUAUCGAAAAUUAGUGAUGAUGAUAUUAAUAAUUUAUCACAAUGUAAAGAAUGUAAUAUUUUAAUUGAUAAAAAUGUUAAUCAAAUUGUUAAUUUUCAAAGAAAAGCUUAUUCAAUUUUGGUUACAGGAAAAUCUCCAAAAUAUUUAAAGGAAUCUUUAAGAAUUUCAAGCUUUAUAUUUAAAUGUUCAGAUAAAUUCUUUCAUUUCCUAUUUCGUAUCAUUUACUAUUUCAUAUUGGUGAUUAUUGAUUCAUUUAUGAGUGUAAUAAAAUUUUUUGUAAAAUAA
Molecule: messenger RNA, 723 nt
Organism: Dictyostelium discoideum AX4
Lineage: Eukaryota; Evosea; Eumycetozoa; Dictyosteliales; Dictyosteliaceae
Exons: 1
Coding region: 1-723 (240 amino acids)
Source: RefSeq, a predicted model, not a curated record